AUGACCCUUGAAGAGGAGAUAAACUGCCUCAGAUAUGAAGGGUUUAUCUUUGAGGUUAUUGCAGAUAUUUGGUGGCAGCAGGAAGAGAGGACUGGGGGACUUUUUGCCCGGCGGAAGGGAGUCCCUGAUCCACACCCGGAAGCCCCCUGGAUGACAGGCCCAUCCCAGUGUUCCAGGCUGAGUCUGAGGUCCCGGGACUGGUUCCGGCCUGUCCUUGCCACGCUCCCCAGGGCGUUGUCUGCACUUCGGUCACUAGGUGGCGCCACAGGAACAUCCUCGCGGCCCGAGGUGCGGUCGCAGACCGGGAGGACUCGCCUCGGCGCCGCGGAAUUCUCCGGCUUUGCACACAGGGUCGGGGGCGUCUCCAGUUCAGCGUUUUCACCGCCGAAGGCUAAGCUUGUUUGCUCCCCCUCAGGCUCUGCCCCCGUCCCCGGGGGCGUCCCAGGCGCGGCGUGUCCCCUGCAGGCGGGCCGGGGUCCCCCUCCACUCUUCGGCCCACGUCAUUUGCCGGCCUCGGAACCCGCAGAGAUUCUCAAUUGCUUCUCAAAUGGCAAGAAAGUUUCCCCGCUUCAAAGUCGAUGGCUGUCCUGUCACCUCCCCGACUGCAUCACCAUCUGCACAUCGCCCACCUCCUCUGCCAUGUCCACAUGGCUCCUUGACCCCUUGGGUUCUCCGCUCGCUGCUCCCCAGCACCCUCCAAGGUCGCAGGUCCUUUCUCCGGGACUCCUCAGGGGCGCUGGUGUCGGCUGGAUCCUGGGUCCCUCCCCACACCUAGGCUUCCUUCCACUGCCAGGUUCUGGAGGAUCCGGAAUUAAGCCUAGUGUGGCCCCCUUCCUCCCGUCAGCACACUGGGUAGCCUUUUCCUGUUUGCAGGGCCGGCAGGAUUGA
Messenger RNA from Galeopterus variegatus (Sunda flying lemur), 888 nucleotides. RefSeq lists its product as uncharacterized. The record is from RefSeq and is a predicted model, not a curated record. The transcript is spliced from 4 exons. Lineage: Eukaryota; Metazoa; Chordata; Mammalia; Dermoptera; Cynocephalidae. The coding region runs from base 1 to 888 and encodes 295 amino acids.